Plectropomus leopardus (leopard coralgrouper) is the source of this 1370-nucleotide messenger RNA. RefSeq names its product translocase of inner mitochondrial membrane 10 homolog (yeast) (gene timm10). NCBI's taxonomy places the organism in Eukaryota, Metazoa, Chordata, Actinopteri, Perciformes, Serranidae. Gene Ontology annotation, biological process: protein insertion into mitochondrial inner membrane. Gene Ontology annotation, cellular component: mitochondrial inner membrane. The record is from RefSeq and is a predicted model, not a curated record.
UCAUACAUGUUUUCUUGCAGGUUUGAAGGUUAAAGCAGAAACGCCCGGUAGAUCUGUAGUCGGCUGAAGAGGCUCAGCAGAACGACGUGUGUGUAAUUCAGAGCGGCUGUGAGCAGCACGGAGGACAGACAUGGAUCCCAUGAAGGCGCAGCAGCUGGCGGCUGAGCUGGAGGUGGAAAUGAUGGCCGACAUGUAUAACCGAAUGACCAACGCCUGCCACAGGAAGUGUGUACCUCCACAUUAUAAGGAGGCAGAGCUGACAAAGGGUGAGUCAGUGUGCCUGGAUCGCUGUGUGGCCAAAUACCUGGACCUUCAUGAGAGGCUGGGACGAAAGCUGACAGAGCUCUCUGUUCAGGAUGAGGAACUGAUGAGGAAGGCAGCUGUGGGCAGUGGAUAGAGAUGCAGUGUGGGGGUUGAAAAAGUAAUGGGGAGGGGAUGGCAUGUCUGGUAUGACAAAAGACUGGUUGUUUAUAUGUAUUGGUGGUUUUUGUUGGGUAAAUCAGAAAAGUGUAAUAAAUAAUGCUGUUGGGGUUCCAAUGAGAGAAAGUGCUUCCUCUGCUGCAGUAGAGGAUGAGACAGGAUGGGCUGAAGAAAUACUGCAGGACCUGCUGGAAGGACGGCAUGAGGACAUCUUCAAAGUGAUCACUGUUACACUAGCCUCUGGAUGUGUCACAUGACAAUCAGCUUGCCUGGUCCUCAAGGAGUCACCUGAAGAUUAACUGGAAAGGAUUAAUGCCAUGUAAUAUUACUUCUAAGUCAUAUUUUGUGCUUGCUUUUAGCUGCUUGGAGUGCAAGAAGGGUGCUACUUCUGCUGCAGAAACACAGACUCUGUGGUAUCAACUGUGUUGCUUGCUGGUUAUAACAAAUGCUAAAAAUGAUUUGGAUGUAGUCUUUGAUCCCAAAUUGCCCAUUGAACUCGGGUGAUUUUUUUUGUGGGGGGGUCUUCAUGAGGUUGCAAGAUACAGUGUUUUAAAGUGACAAGCUGUCUGUCAUGCAGACAUGCGUCAGUUAUACAGAAGGAUAAAUGUACGGAUCAUGGGGACGAGCUGAAUGAUGUAUGGUGAUUGGUCUUUUUGUCUGAAAAACAAUGCGUCCCCCCUCAGCCCUGUAUGGUGCUGCGUUGGCUUUGUCUCCACCAACAGACUGCCAACCUAUUCUGCUACUUGGACAUGUGUUGAAGAUGAACUCAUCAGUCAUGCUUGUGUAGACUGUGUGUUGUCAGUGGACCAUGUUUUUGACAGUGAAACAUGUUUUUGGCUGUUUCCAUGUGCUAACCACUGUCAGUCAGGUAGCAUUUUAUUUGCAUGUUGGAAAAGCUGUAUAGUUAUUUGUUAAGUACUCUAAUAAACCAAUGCCAUCCUUUAUCUUAA